GGCGGGGCGUGUGGUCUUGGAGACCGCCACUGCGGGGCCCGUCUCGGCCCUGAGCGGCCCGGGGCGUUCCAGGCGGCUCCUGCUGCAUGACACCUCGCUUCGCUAGGCCUCGAAGCGCUGGGGCAUGAGGGAAGGCAGCGCCUCCGCAGGCCCCAGCCCAGCCCUGCCUCAGCGCCCAAGCGGCCCACGGUGCACCAGGAUUUCUCCUGAGCCUAUAAGAACACCAGGGACUCCAGACUUCACCUUUAGCCUCUUCCCAGAACCCCUGGAGCUGGAUUGUCUGACUAGGCCUGCGCAGGGCCUAUGUAUCUGUACCAAUUCCAGGAGUUUGUGCUGGCAGAGGUGACGUCCCUAGCAACGGGCAGUUUGGAGUAUCUCACCUAGUAGGAGUUGGAAAUCCUUGGAGAUUUCUGCAGUGGAACUGCACAGAAACCACAGACAAAUUUGCCCGCUCUAGGUGUUUUCUGGAUAAUGGCGAAGAUGGUGAGAAGAACGUGUGCAUUUUGUUCAGAAGGGGAGGCUGGUUCUGUAAUGUAUAUUGCCAAAGAGAGAAAUAUUGCAGCUCAUCAGGAUUGUCUGUUAUUUUCCUCAGGAUUUGUGGAAUCUGAAGAGUAUAACCCAGAAAAUCUGGAUAUAAGAUUUGAUGUGGCAUCGGUGCUGAAAGAACUGAAGAGAGGAAAGCGGCUGGUGUGCAAUUUCUGUCGCAAGAAGGGAGCCACAGUGGGCUGCGAGGAGCGAGCCUGCCGCAGGAGCUACCACUACUUCUGUGCCCUCUGCGAUGAUGCAGCCAUCGAGACAGAUGAAGUAAAUGGAGUCUACCGAGUGUUCUGCCCAAAACAUGACCCAGGCAAUAGGACCAAUCACUAUGGUGCAGCUAAUAAGAGGAGAAGGCAUGCUCUGAAAUCUCCCACCAUCAUGGAACAAAGGGGCAGAGAAGAGACAGCAGAAGACGACAGUUUACGGAUACUCAAAAGAAAAAACAACCUGCAUAAAGUCCGAAUAGACUUUGUUAGGAAAUGCAAGCAAGCUGGGCUGUUGGAUGACAUAUUUGAAGAAAUGCUGGACACUCUUCACCUGGCACAGGAAAAGCUGAUGGAUGACAACACUUCAGAAACAGAGUAUGAAGAGACAGUCAUGUCACUCUUCGACUGUGGACUGUUUGAAAAUAUACUGACAAAUAUUCAUUCAGGAACAGAGGAAAAAAUCCAGGAACUUUUGGAAAGCAGAAAAAGACUGGAUACCAAGAUUGAGCUACUGCAGGACUUAAAGGGAGUUGUGCUUCCUACCCCAGAGAGCAGGGCUAGUACAUCCAGCACCGUGUCUGAGUAGCCCUGAGCCUGUCUGUGAUGUGUCAAUGUUUAGGAUUUUCUAAGGGUAGAAACCAUAGAGCACGUCGGGUUGGUGUCUGUGUAAUUUCCCCCCCAAGACAGGGACACAGGACAGAACUGGGUGUUUUAUUCAUUUUGAUACCUCACUGUUGCAAUAAUUUUAAGUUGUCCCUCCCUUUAAAUUUUGCUACAGAUCAAUGAGUGUUAUACACCCAAUUUAGCUUUUUUGAAAGCUCAGCAGGACCCUCCCCUAAAGCCUUUUUUCUCCAAGCCAAGGGUGCACCAGCAGCCCCAGGGCACUGGUGCCCGUGGCCGCUGCCUUCUGGCGGCAUCCAGGCGGGAAGGGUUCAGGAGCACAUUGCUGCUUUGGCUUUCCAAAGACAAGACAAAAAUUAGCAGAACUUGCACUCAAAGCAGCCUUCUGAAUUAUAAACAGGAGAGUGGGUUUUUGUAAUUCAAUGACUUGAUUGACUGCUUUAUACGUGUAACAAGUUCUGCUCUAAGGGCAGCGGUGAAAGUGUGUGUUUGCAGGCAGACCAGACACAGCUGGGCAUCAUACCUGAAACAUUUACAAUGUAAAAUGGGUCAAACCAUGGACUGUAUCUUCCUUUCUCUGUUACGAAAGGAUACAACUUCCGCGUGUUCCGUCUUAAAUUGUUUGACUACAGAAAGGCAUUGCUUAGUUAUAAAAGGGUAAGUUAAUGAAAAUAAACCUUUCUAAGAAA
This is a messenger RNA of Colius striatus (speckled mousebird), 2053 nucleotides long. It is a transcript of the gene PHF11, whose product is annotated as PHD finger protein 11. The coding region runs from base 472 to 1329 and encodes 285 amino acids. The record is from RefSeq and is a predicted model, not a curated record. Gene Ontology annotation, molecular function: histone deacetylase binding; histone binding. The transcript is spliced from 12 exons. Lineage: Eukaryota; Metazoa; Chordata; Aves; Coliiformes; Coliidae. Gene Ontology annotation, cellular component: nucleus.